GACAAAACGGAAGGAGGAGAUCAAGUUGGGCCGAGAAGAGACCACGUUUAGCCCGCACCAGUUUCCGUUCGUCUUCUAGGGCUUUCUCCGUUCCCUCGAUCGUUUUGUUGUUUCGCCGGAGGCGGAGGCUUUGGAAAUCUAGGGUUUCUCUUCGCCGGUGAUCGAAAGCCAUGGCGGGAAAGGAAGUGCGGGAGUACACCAACCUCAGCGACCCCAAAGAUCGGAAAUGGGGGAAAGGGAAAGACAAGAUCGACGACGAGGACGUCACCUUCCAACGGAUGGUGGCUAAGAUGCAGGAAGUUGCCGGUGAACGUGGAGGCUACCUUCAUGGGCGAGGCGCUUUGGACAGCGAUGACUUGCUAUAUCUUAAAGAACAAAUGGAAGCCGAGGAAGAUGCCGAGCGUCUUCUACGGCGCACUGAAAAACGGGCAUUUGCUGCAUUUAAGAAAGCUGCAAGUUUGGCGGACUCCUCACCUGCACCUUUGCCCCUGCCACUUCGGGUUGAACCGAAGCCAAAGAGUGGCAUAAGGCAGCAAGAUCUCUUGAAAAACAUCAUUGGAAUCAAACCUAAGCGGCAGAAGGUUUCGAGCCCUGGUUCUUUGCAACCUGAGCAUUCCACCCAAUCUUUCCCUGGAAGAGUUGCGUCACCUGCAGACAGUGAAGGAAAGCUUGGGAAGAAUCUAUCUCCCACGAGGCCAUGCGAAACACAGAAAAGUUCAUGCUUGGUGGCUGCCGUUGGGGUGCACAAGAAACAGGAAGAGCAGGAGGGUAAAGAUCCUUCCAUGAAAUCAAAGGGUGCAGAGGAUGCAGUUAAAAGUUUGCUAGGUUUAGCUUAUGAAAGUUCCGAUGACGAAUGACCAGAGAAAAAAUAUGCAUGCAAUUUUGUUGCAUCUCAUAAAAUUUUAGGCUGUUUGUUUUUCAGUUUUAAACCUUGUUGACCUAUUUAUGUAAUGUGAGGAAUGUUGGUGGUAAAUAGGAGACUGCUUUUCUCAAAAAAUUAUUCCUCUUUUCCCCAAACAUCAUAUUUUAUUUGAUGAACAAAAAGUUAUGGCUCUAUACAUGGC
This is a messenger RNA of Musa acuminata subsp. malaccensis (wild Malaysian banana), 1064 nucleotides long. RefSeq lists its product as uncharacterized. The record is from RefSeq and is a predicted model, not a curated record. Lineage: Eukaryota; Viridiplantae; Streptophyta; Magnoliopsida; Zingiberales; Musaceae.